GGAGAAGAUCGCAAAGGCGGUGUCACCGGGAGGGGAGAGCAAUGACGUAGCUCAGUCCCUCAUCUGGGACGCAGUCCACGCCUUUGAGCAACGCAUCGCACCCAACCUCACCGAAGUGGCUUUCCUCCGCAAAGAACGCUCCAGAUUGCAAGCUGAGGUCCAAACGCUGGAGCGCGAUUGUCAACGCAUGUCCCUGAGGGCUAAAAGCCUAGAGAGGAAAGCGGAGCAGGCCGUCAGCGCCGCGGAGGCCGCCGUUGCAUCCCUUCAAUCCCUCAACAAGGACUAUGCGGACUUUCAGGCCAAAGCAGCGAAGAUUGCGGCCAGCGAGGCGGCUGCUGUUGAGAAGUACGAGCGACUGGCGGAGAGUAGUCACAAGUGGCAGAGUCUCAUUCGCGCACACAAGGAUAAGGAACUGAAACAGAAGAAGAAGAUACAGGCGCUGAAGAAGGAUAACGAGGACAAGAACCGGCUCAUCGAGGAACUCCUGCGCAAGCUGCCCUCGCAGUACUCCUCCUACCCGUCCCAGCACGACCGGGACAUUGAAGGCGAGAGUGACCUUGACCAUAGCCCUGCCUUCUCGGAGGACGAAGGAGACGAAGCCGCUAGCCUAAUCGUCGACUUAGAUUCCGUACCAACAACGCCCGCUCCGCAACGAACCUUCAGACAACCUCUCUCCCCCCUCGUAGCAGAAAGCCGCCCCAACCGCACGUCAGAGACUCGGCCCCAGCCUCCGCGAUUCAGGUCGGACUGGCAGCUCCGCCAGCCAGAACCGAAGAGGCGGAAGGCGAACCCCGAGCAGCCGUUCAAUUUCCCGAUCGACGUCGACGGGAAGGGACGGGCGAAGAAAACUGUGCGGUGCGGGACGAAGAGGAAGCUCACGUGUGCUUGA
Messenger RNA from Gloeophyllum trabeum ATCC 11539, 889 nucleotides. RefSeq lists its product as uncharacterized. Lineage: Eukaryota; Fungi; Basidiomycota; Agaricomycetes; Gloeophyllales; Gloeophyllaceae. The record is from RefSeq and is a predicted model, not a curated record. The transcript has 4 exons. Bases 188 to 889 code for a protein of 233 amino acids.